AUGGGCUUGUCCAACCAGGCCCCAAAGGCUGGCCGCGAUGAUGCAGUGGACUAUCUCGAGUUCCAUACUGAGCGCGUUGAUGUGGAUCUGAUUGCGCUACGACGCAAGAUCGACCGCCGCGUACUCCCCUACAUGUUUUGCUGCUACGUUCUACAAUUUUUGGAUAAAGUCAUGCUAAAUUAUGCUGCCGUCAUGGGUUUGAAGCAAGAUCUCAAACUCACCGGCAAUGAGUUCACCAACACAGCCACGUGGUUUUUUAUUGCUUACUUGAUCGCCGAGGUGCCAAAUGUCUACUGCUUGCAGAAAUUCCCUGCCGCCAAAUGGCUCGGUGGGAAUGUCUUUUUCUGGGGUGUGGCUGCUGCAGCCUCGGCGGGUGCCCAUGACUAUCGAACUUUGCUGGUUGCACGAGUGUUCCUUGGUGUUUUCGAGGCAACGAUCGGUCCAUCGUUGAUGUUGCUGAGUAGUCAGUACUACACGCGGAGUGAACAGGCCCCAAGAUUUAUGUUCUGGUUCACGGGGCUGGGUGUCGCUCAGAUCAUAGGUGGGGUUAUCUCAUUUGCCUUUCAACAGAUUCAUCAUGCCGCGCUGGAAGGAUGGCGCAUCAUGUUCUUGAUGUUGGGUCUGAUCACCACCAUCGUGGGUGUGUUGACCUUUUUCUUCAUCCCGGAUACGCCGAUCAAGGCCUCUUGGUUGACAGAUGACGAGAAGACCGCUCUUCUCCAGCAUGUCAGCCAUAACCAGACCGGCCUGUGGAAUUCCAAGUUGCACAUAGAACAGAUCUGGGAAGCGGUGAUGGAUAUUCAGCUUUGGCUCUUGGUCAUUACGACCAUUUUGAUCUCGGUAUCCAGUGGGGUGAUCACCACAUACUCCGCGACUCUGAUCGCAGGAUUCGGGUUCUCGGGCCCCAUCUCAGCACUCCUCAACACCCCCUCCGGCAUAGUCAGUAUCUUCUUCACACUACUAGUCGGAUUCGGUAUUCGCAAGACAUCGCAUCGAUGGGCCUGGAAUGUUCUCUGUACCAUCCCAGGUAUCGUCGGGGCAGCCUUGAUGUCUUUCAUCCCAAAGUCGAACAAGGCCGGCGUGCUGAUCGGCAUUUACUUCGUCAACGCCAUCGUGGCCACGCUACCCAUCCUGUAUCAGUGGACGAUGGCCAACUGUGCCGGGCAUACGAAACGGGCGUUUGCCAGCGCCCUCGUCGCCGGAUCGUUCUCCGUGGGCAAUAUAAUAGGUCCACAGACCUUUCAGGCGCGCGAUGCGCCGGGUUAUCGUCCUGCUAAGAUCAUCGUUCUUGCGACGCAGGCUGCGGCAGCAGUGGUUACCGUGAUAUUAUUCUUGUAUUACCGCUGGGAAAACCGUCGCCGAGAUCAGAGACAGGGACCUGUGAAUGAGGCCCUUGUUGAUGAGCUCAAGUGGGCUGGACUAACAGAUAAGGAGAAUCCUUGCUUUCGCUAUGCUUAUUAA
Molecule: messenger RNA, 1461 nt
Organism: Penicillium longicatenatum
Lineage: Eukaryota; Fungi; Ascomycota; Eurotiomycetes; Eurotiales; Aspergillaceae
Product: putative MFS transporter
Exons: 4
Coding region: 1-1461 (486 amino acids)
Biological process (GO): transmembrane transport
Cellular component (GO): membrane
Molecular function (GO): transmembrane transporter activity
Source: RefSeq, a predicted model, not a curated record